Molecule: messenger RNA, 2159 nt
Organism: Nannospalax galili (Upper Galilee mountains blind mole rat)
Lineage: Eukaryota; Metazoa; Chordata; Mammalia; Rodentia; Spalacidae
Gene: Calcoco2
Product: calcium binding and coiled-coil domain 2
Exons: 13
Coding region: 85-1419 (444 amino acids)
Biological process (GO): positive regulation of autophagosome maturation; xenophagy
Cellular component (GO): PML body; autophagosome
Source: RefSeq, a predicted model, not a curated record
GAUCCUCGGGUGUUUAGCUCCGCCCACGGGCUUUUGGGUACCCUGUUGCUGCUGCGCCGCUGCUGGCUGCUGUCCCCGGACACCAUGGAAAAGACAAUGGAUGACCCCCCCAUAUCGGCUGUCUUGUUGGAGCAUUGUAAUUUCUCUCAGGUCGUCUUUAACAGUGUGGAGAAGUUCUAUGUCCCUGGAGGGGAUAUCACGUGCUACUACACCUUCACCCAACCUUUCAUCCCCCGUCGAAAGGACUGGAUUGGCAUCUUUAGAGUGGGGUGGAAGACCACCCAGGAGUAUUACACCUUCAUGUGGGUCACUUUGCCGGGUGACCCAAACAAGGAGUCAGCCAAACAGCAUGAAGUCCAGUUCAAAGCCUACUACCUGCCCAAGGAUGAUGAGUAUUACCAGUUCUGCUAUGUGGAUCAAGAUGGUAUGGUCCGGGGAGCAAGUAUUCCUUUCCAGUUCCGUCCAGAAAGUGAGGAGGACAUCGUGGUGGUUACCACUAAGGGAAAGGUAGAAGAGAUUGAGCAGCACAACCAGGAGCUUUGCAGAGAAAACCAGGAGCUGAAAGACAGCUGUGCCAGCCUCCAGAAGCAGAACUCCGACAUACAAGCUGAGCUCCAGAGGAAGCAGGAGGAGCUAGAAACUCUACAGAUCAUCAAUAGGAAGCUAGAACAGAAAGUAGAAGAGCAGAAGGCCUGUUGGGAGACUGAACUUCUUCAACUGAAAGAACAGAACCAGAAGAUAUCCUCAGAAAAUGAGAAGAUGGGAGUCAGAGUGGAUCAGCUUCAGGCUCAGCUAUCCACUCAAGAGAAAGAAAUGGAGACACUUGUUCUGAGAGAUCAAGAUAAGACAGAGCAGUUGCAGCAUCUAAAAAAUGAAAAUGGCCAACUUUUUCUCAGUUUAACUGAACAGAAGGAGCAACAGAAGAAUCUCGAGCAAACAGUGGAAAAGAUGAAGCAGAAAGAAAGUACCACAAUGAAGAAAAAGCAGGAGUUAAUGGAUGAGAACUUUGACCUGUCGAGAAGACUGAGUGACAACAAGAUUAUAUGUGAUGUUCUGAAGAGAGAGAAAGAGAGACUAGAAAAAGAAAAUGAUCUCUUGAAGAAGGAAAACAACAGAUUGCUGAGUUACAUGGGUCUUGAUGUCGACUCUUUGAUGUAUCAAGUGCCUCCUUCAGAUCAAGGAGAUGCUAGGCAAAAUCCAGGCCUUGUCUAUGGAAAUCCAUAUACCGGUAUCCAAGAAAGUUCUGCUCCUAGACCAAAAUGCCUCAUCUGCAUGUCAGACUUUGAUGGAAUCUGUGAUCACACCUUGGAGCAGCAGCACAUGCAGACCUGUUUUCUGAAUUGUCCAAUUUGUGACAAGGCCUUCCCAGCAAGAGAGAAGCAAAUCUUUGAUGACCACGUGUUCUGCCACUCUCUCUAAUUUCCCAGCCUGUUGGAUCUAUGCCAUAUACAGAUUUCAUAGUGUAGAAGAUGUAGUUUCUACUAUACGUUAUAUAAGCAAAGAAGCCCAGCUACCCAGAAAUCAUUAGGAAUUUCCUUAGCUCUGCUAUCUGUACAGGUGGAGUCACAUCCCGUCUGUAGGAUAGUGUUGACUGCUUCUACUUCCACCCUUGUGGUGCCCACCUAAGUCAUUUAACUAGCCUACUUGGCCUCUUACCUACAGUGCCGUUCUUCCUCGGGACUCCAAUACAAAGGCCCAGGAUGGAAGUCACGACAGCCUGACUUGACACUAAGUGAUUGCCUUCCAAGUUGUCCCAUUGCAUUCAAGGUCAGGCCUUGUGUGUAUUUGUGCUCAGUCUUAACCCCAAGAAUAGCAACAGACCAGAUACUGAGAAUUUCUUCAUACUCCUCAGUCCUUUCUUCAACCAGUUGCAAUAAACUAGCACAAAAUGGCACAGCAAAGAAUUCAGACUCUUAAUUUGAAUGCCAAAGAUUUCUCUUCUUCAUCUGUCAGUUCCUAAAAGAAGCAUCUUAGUCCUGAUCCUUAAUACAGAAAAAUUUCACUCACAAAAAGCCUCUUUCUAGCAAGAUAUAAUGUUGCAGCUGGGAGCCUAAAGCAAGAGGAUUGUGUUCAAAGCCAGCUUGUGCUAUAGAGUAAGACUGUCUCAAAAUAAACUAAGAAAAACAGGAAGAAAGCCUUCUUUCUCUCUAGGAACCUCU